UCUUCUCUGGGCUAUAUGUGGCAUUUCGAAGCUCUGACAAUCUGCUCCAAAUGUUUUCCAUAUUUGUUCAGCCUUCUUGAUUCAAAUACCGGGAACAGCUCAGCCAGCACAAAGCGAAGCUUCGGGGGGCAAAAAAACUCACACUCCCAUCAGCGUGCGUACACACACGCACGUGAAAACCUAAAGUUCAUCAUCAUGGGAAAGAAGGAGGCGAAGAAACCACAGCACGGCACGUCCCUGAAUAACCAGAGCCAGACAGGGAAGGCACCUGAAGGGGAGAAAAGCACCGACUUGAGCAAAGCGCAGGAGCCCGCGAUGAAGAAGAAGAAGAAGCAGAAGAAAACCAAGGGGGAUCCCAAAACUGGCCAGGAGGAGGAAUCUCACACUUGUUGUGGCUGCCGUUUCCCGCUGCUGUUUGCUUUGUUGCAGCUGGCAUUAGGCAUCUCUGUAACAGUGCUGGGCUUCCUUAUGGCAGGAAUCAGUUCUUCUCUGCUAGUCAGAGACACUCCAUAUUGGGCUGGGAUAAUUGUCUGUGUGGUGUCCUUAGUGGGAUUUGUUAUGCUUUGUAUUUCGUACCAACCUGACGAGAAGACGUGCGUGCAGUUCACAGUAAAGCUGAUGUAUUUUCUCCUGAGUGCCCUUGCUCUGGUUGCCUGUGUUUUGGCAGUCGCUUUUGCUGCACACCAUUAUUUGCAGAUGACAAAAUUUACCUGUGAUACCAUCCUCGAGACCUGUUACUGCAAACUGGACACUGCAGACCCCCUUGGUAGGACCUUCAUCUACCAGGACGCAGCUGACUGUGGCAGCCUCACCAGCGCGCUCAACCUGUACUUACUUCUGCAGAUGGUUCUCAAUCUAAUAGCAGCCCUGGUGUGCCUGUCGGCCUGCUUUGUGAUGUGGAAACACAGAUAUCAGGUCUUUUAUGUGGGCGUUCGGUUCUAUCCUCUAAAUGCUACUGAAGGCCAGCAACAGAAAGUAUAGGGUCUGAGCUGGUGGGGGCUUGUAGCCAGGGAACGGAAAAUGUCAGCAUAUUGCCACCAUAGACACCAUGGAUGGAUAAAUGUUUAUAAGGUUUUCAACAAACAAAAGCAUUCACACAGUUUUAAUUAAUAUAUUUUUCAAUAAUUUUAAGAGCAUUUCAUCUAGCUGCUCUUGCUAAAAGUCUCUUAUGAGACUAUCUGCAGACUGUACAAAGUCCUUAAGAUGCAGCUGUACAAAUACUCACCAAAGAGGGUCUUUAUUAGCCAUGGGCAAAAUGAGGGCUUAAAACUCACUGGGAACUCAUCUGCAGGGCUACAGCAGUUAAGAAAUAGGGUCCAUUUCCAUUGCUAGUAUUAUAGAUAUCUAUUCUUGCUUUCAGAGAAGCUAUACUGAUUGCCACCAGAAAAAAUCUGGUCCAUACUGCUUAAUUAUACUUAUGCUGAUCAUGCUUAGGGAAUAUAUUGUCUCUUAGAUGUUCUGGGUAUAAUCCACGCUAACCUGAUGGGGAUUUAACAUACAGAAAAGUAAUAAGGGAGGUCAAGACCUCUUCAAGUGCAGGCUGAGCCCAACAGCAAAGUGAAUAUAUUGACAACUGCCAUAUAAAAUAUACAUAGUUUUUUUAGAGUGACUAAUGAUAUAGCUUACCUAAUCCAAUUACUAAUAAACAACAAUAUGAGUGGGUUGACUAAUGGUGAUUCAGUGUGCCCUGCUUGAGACUUCAGACAGAUUUCUGAAGUGUGAGUGCUCAGCACUUUAUGAGAAAAGAUCCAUUUAAGAAACUUCCAAUUGCACUCCGAAAGUGGAGGACCCUACAUCACUAGUCACAUUGAAAACUAUGCUGACAUUGCUGUAAUUGCAGGCUCCCAAACCCGGCGUCUAGCUAGUUCCACCAAUUAUGCUCCAAGCACAAAAGGCCAAAUGCAUUUUUGGUGUAACUACUCUAAAGACAAUCAGCCUUACACACCAAAAGUGGAGUUGGGCCAACAGCCCUGAAGAUAUAUCCCUGCAACAAUGAAUGUUUUUUAAAUUGGGGUGGAGGGAGGUAAGCAAGAAGAGACUGCCAUAGUUUAUAAUAAUGAGGGCAAGAGAAUAACAAUUUCUUAAUAAGCAGCAGAGAAUAACAAGCCACAUUUAAAUGGUGCUUUUUUGCCAUGAAAGUGUGCUUUAUGUCAUAUUAGCCUUAAACCAAGCCUUAUGCUAAGACAAGUACGCCGCUUUGACCCUCAAACUAUCAUUUCUACUUGCACAGCAUGGACUUCUAAACGUAGGAGUGGUUCUGAAUCGGCAGGAUUUUGCAGUGCCUGCCCAUAGCUAUGCAAGGGCAAGGCAGCUGGUGCUCACGCCCUGCCUUGACUAGGGAUUUCCCGAUCCCUGCCAGAGCGAGGGUGUUUCUGAGGCAGGGUGGAGCAAUCACAUGCCAGAAAAACUGCACCACAAUCAUUAGGAAAGAGGAAGCAAACACAAUUUCUAUAAGGCUUCAAAGAAGAAAAACUUUCUUUUUCCGCAGCAAAAAUAGCCACCAAGGAGUCAAAAACUUAGUCUAGCAGAAGCUAGUUGUCUAAGUAGCUCUAAUCCUAUCCCAAAAUGUUCUUCCAUAUGGUGAUCAUGCAUCAUGCCAGGGCUAGACCAGCAUACCUCCAGGGCCGGAAGAACACAACACAGUCAGGUCUCCUGUGGUCCACCUAGAGCACCGCUUUCUGUAUGUGCUUGAGUUUUUGUCGUGGAAAGUACCUCUAGAGCAGACGUGGUGUCACCAAGGUGCUCUCUGCCAAGCUGCGAGGAGCUUCAGAAAAUGAAAGUUUUUGAGACCAGCUUCCAAAGGGGUUUUUUUAUGCACUUAAAAAUAACAGUCACUAGCAAGCGUGGCUGCAGGGCACAUUGGCAAGCGAACACUUGCCCACAUGUCGCCACCCAUGCAAAGUCCUAAGUCUGGUUCCCAGGCAUGCUUGGAGCAAGCUGAGACAGCGGUGGAGUGCGAGGGUGGGUUGGUGAUGUGAGACCUGGCCACUGACAUCAGAAGGGCUGUCUGUGCAGUGGUUGGAACCAGCCCAUCCCUCCUGACUCCAGGGACCCUGAAGAUCACCAAAUCCAACCAUAACCUAACUCUGGCAUUAAACCAUGUCCCUAAGAACCUCAUCAACAUGUCUCUUAAACACCUCCAGGGAUGGUGACUCAACCACUUCCCUGGGCAGCCUGUUCCAGUGCUUCACAACUCUUUCUGGGAAGAAUGUUUCCUAAUAUCUAAUGUAAAUCUCCGCUGGUGCAACUUAAGGCCAUUUCCCAUUGUCCUAUUCACUUGUUACUUGGUAGAAGAGACCAACACCCCCCAGGCAACAACCUCCUUUCAGGUAGUUGUAGACAGUAAUGAGGUCUCCCCUCAGCCCCCUUUUCUCCAAGCUAAACAGCCCCAGUUCCCUCAGCUGCUCUUCAUAAGACAUGUUCUAGACCCUGCAAGCAACACUGGUGUACCUAUGUCAGGGCCAGCCUCCCAUAUGAGAUGGAUGUGCAGGGUUAACUCUCACCUGCUGUGCAUACUCAAAGGUUGUCUUGCCCUCCAUCACUUGCACGGCUCCAGCUGUCCUCUCUAUCGAAGCAUAUGGCAGAGGAUAUACCUGUCUCCCACCUAUAUGACCCUUGCUGCACCCACUCCUCCUUCCGGCCAAAAAUGCGGGGUCUCCUCUCCACAAAGAUGACAAGAAGCAGGAGAGGGACAAGGGGAGGCUGAACGACAGCUGAACUUUGGGGAUUCCUCCUGCCCUCACCUACAGGUGCUGGGCCACGAUGUCCAGCCAAGCAAGAGGAAGGCUCCGCUGGCAGAGCAGGGCAUGCUUCCCACCCUGCCCUUUCACAAAUGUCCUUGUUGUUCGGAAGAUAACUCCGUCUGCAGUGCCCCAGCAAAGGUUGCCCUGUGUGUGAGCUGGUGGCAGAGAGCUGUUGUGGGAGAGGACCUGGCCAAGCAGCGUUUCCACCGAAGCCGAGCUUUUGUCUCCUUAAUCCUUUGACCUCUGUCUCACCCACAUGUCUUCAUGCCUUGUCUGCCACCACUUCCCAGGCACCUCCCUGUUAACUGGGGCUGGGCUCACAUUGCCUGGCCUCUGUCUACUCAUCCCUGUUCUUAAAUUCUCUGGGACUCCUCUAGAGCACGAAAGAUGCAGCAGUGAUGAUCACGGGGUUGCUGCAGAUGCCUUCGGUGUGGCAAUGGGGAAGAGAAGUGAGAUCUGGAUAAGAGAGUUUGCUCCUGCACCCCAGUACCAGCCACCCUUCACUUCGAGCCACCGCUGCAGGUCACUAAUCAGCACGUUGCAGUUUAACCCUUCUCUCUGGAAGAAUGCAAUAGUAAUCAUCAUAUAUUCUGUUGGUGUUUUAGUGCUUAAUGAAUAAACAUGGGACAUUUUGAUCUAGCAAA
Columba livia (rock pigeon) is the source of this 4387-nucleotide messenger RNA. It is a transcript of the gene SSPN, whose product is annotated as sarcospan. Bases 16 to 981 code for a protein of 321 amino acids. Gene Ontology annotation, cellular component: dystrophin-associated glycoprotein complex; sarcolemma. NCBI's taxonomy places the organism in Eukaryota, Metazoa, Chordata, Aves, Columbiformes, Columbidae. The transcript has 3 exons. The record is from RefSeq and is a predicted model, not a curated record.